AUGUCGUCAAGAAAAGCGAAAUCUCAACCCAAAGCUCCGACGCCUCCGGCGCAGAGAAACGUUGUUUUCUUCCAUCCAGACCUAGGAAUUGGAGGGGCAGAGAGACUCAUCGUUGAUGCCGCUGUCGGAUUGCAAGAACUUGGACUCAAAGUGACCAUAUUCACAUCCCAUUGUGAUCCACAACAUUGCUUCGAGGAGGCUCGAGAUGGCACCCUUGACGUGAGAGUCCGCGGAAACUCCCUCUUUCCCCCCACCCUGUUGAACCGUUUCCAUAUCCUACUUGCCAUUCUGCGGCAAAUACAUCUGGUGAUAUCUAUAUCUGUAUGGAGCAAUGAACUAGACAAACUAAAACCCGAUGCAUUUGUGGUGGAUCAACUCUCUGCCUGCGUUCCUCUCCUGCGAUGGCUCUAUCCCAAGUGCCAGCGGACAUUAUUUUACUGCCAUUUCCCCGAUCAACUCCUGGCUGAUCGUCGUACAUCCGGACCCCUAGGUCUGCUGAAGAAACUCUACAGACUGCCGUUCGACUGGUUCGAGGGCUGGAGCAUGAGUGGAAGUGACAAAAUAGUGGUCAACUCCAAUUUCACAAAGUCCAUCGCAUCCCAGGUGUGGCCAGCCUUGGCCAACUCUUUUGGUGUAGUGUACCCAUGUGUCAAUGUCGAGCCUGAAGAACAAAGAGUGGAGCAAGGCUCGUUAUGGAACAACAAAUAUAAGAUUCUUCUGAGCAUAAAUCGCUUCGAGCGGAAGAAGGAUAUAGGCCUCGCCAUUCGAGCAUACAACACUCUCCCCACAUCCGACCGCAAAGGUACACGACUCAUUAUAGCCGGCGGCUAUGACCAACGCGUGAGCGAAAAUGUUCAAUACCACAAGGAACUAGUCGAUCUCGCGGAGGGUUUAGGCCUAGUCACCGCAACCGCCAAAACCGUCCCGACCGCCCUGGCAAUACCCAACGAGAUCCAGGUCCUCUUCCUGCUUUCCGUGCCGGGAGUCUUCAAAACAACCCUCCUACAGAACGCACGUCUCCUCCUCUACACACCCACAAAUGAGCACUUCGGCAUCGUGCCCGUUGAGGCAAUGCAACACGGCCUCCCGGUCCUGGCAUCCAACACAGGCGGUCCACUGGAGACCAUCGUGGAGAACGAGACAGGGUGGCUGCGCGACGUCGCCAAAGUCGACGACUGGGCCGCCGUAAUUCGCAUGGUCAUACACGACCUGACGCCCCAACAACUCCAGAAGAUCCGUGUCAAUGGACAACAACGAGUGAGCCAACACUUCACGCGACGCACCAUGGCCGACAAAUUCAACGCCGAGCUGGCGACUUUGCUACAAGGCAAGCGGAGCACUUUCUUGGAAAGAGGGGACAUCGUCCUCGCCGUUGGGGUUAUACUUGCCUUCGCUGCGGCAUUGUUCGCCACGAUCUUCAAAGCGCGCUUCGGCGGCAGUUUGGGCAAAGGCGACCCUCGACUGACCGAGUUUGCACGGGCGAGGAGAACGAGUGCGCCUGGCUCCGAGGAGGAGAUGAAGUUCUUCGGGCAGCAGCUGUAG
Exophiala bonariae is the source of this 1542-nucleotide messenger RNA. RefSeq lists its product as uncharacterized. Gene Ontology annotation, molecular function: GDP-Man:Man(1)GlcNAc(2)-PP-Dol alpha-1,3-mannosyltransferase activity; alpha-1,3-mannosyltransferase activity. Bases 1 to 1542 code for a protein of 513 amino acids. Lineage: Eukaryota; Fungi; Ascomycota; Eurotiomycetes; Chaetothyriales; Herpotrichiellaceae. Gene Ontology annotation, cellular component: endomembrane system. The transcript is spliced from 2 exons. The record is from RefSeq and is a predicted model, not a curated record.